CGACAUUAAUGACAGAUGACAUAACCCCACAACCUUGAGUGUGUGCCAAAAACCAGUAAAAACCGGAAUUUGCUUGAGCAGACUCAAGUAAUCGUAACCCAAAAUCCUUUAAGCCACUUAUUAUGCAAAAUCACUUUUAUUUUCCCACAACCCGCGCCAGCAAUGACAGGGCCGGAGUCUCGAUUCGAGUGCCCGAUUUGUUUGGCAUGGUUGCGGGACCCCGUUUUGACAACCUGCGGGCACAGGUUUUGCCGCAGUUGCAUGGAACUGUGGUUGGAGAAAGAAAAUCCGUCGUGCCCCAUAGAUAACACAAAGCUGCAAAAGGGGGUAGAUAUUUUCCCUGAUAAUUUCACUCGGAGGGAGAUUUCUCAGCAAAAAACGAAGUGCCCGAAUAUCGCGAAGGGUUGCUUGGAGGAGCUGUCGCCUCUCGACGUGGAAACUCAUCUGGUUGUUUGUAAAUACAGACCACCUGAGUUGCCUGAGAAUGAGAAAUUGAGGUGCACUUUUGUGGAGUUCGGGUGUGAGGAGAAGUUUGAGGAUGAACCAGAAUUGCAGAGACACGUGGACCAGCAGAUCCAGAAGCAUCUCAUGCUGUUGUCACGAGCGUACUCAAGGUUUACUAUUAGUAGUCAGAGUGGGGCUAGCACGUCUGCUAUCGCACAAGAAGCAAAUUUCUGGGAUCCCCCGUCCAAAAACGAGGUGGCUGUACCCAGUAAUGAUAACCUAAAUGGGUUGCUAAAGGCGCUGUAUGAGAAGGUUGUUUUAUUGGAACAAAAAACUCGUGAACAAGAUAUUAUUAUUGCGAAUAUGUCUGAACAAAUCUCGUCUCUUAAUUUGUCUAUGACAAAGAUGCAUUUACGUUAUUGUAAUGGAUGCUAUCUGUGGUAUUUUAAUGAGUUUAAGAACAAAAUUAACUCAAUGAGGAAUGAUUCUCGCAUUAUGCAUUAUAGCCCGGGGUUUUACACAUCUGCAAAUGGAUACAGGCUAUGUAUCCGCCUGAAUCUCUCCCCCAAAGACCCAAACUACGUGGCAAUUUUAAUUCACGUAAUGAAAACCGAACAUGACCAUGCCUUGGACUGGCCUUUUAGUGGUAGAUUGACCAUAACUUUGAUCCAUCCGACUCAGACUUUUCGCAAUAUCAAGGAGACGAUGAUGACACGCCCUGAGCUAGAAGCCUUUAGACGGCCCGUCCAGGAGAUGAACCCCAAAGGUUUCGGUUACACCGAGUUUGCCUUAAUCGAGGAAUUGUUCAGUCAAGGUUACACUGAUAAUAACCAGUUGUUGAUAAAAGUUCAAGCUCAACCCGUUUGAAACAAUAAACUUUUUUAAAAUGUU
Zophobas morio is the source of this 1335-nucleotide messenger RNA. RefSeq names its product TNF receptor-associated factor 6-like. Gene Ontology annotation, biological process: lipopolysaccharide-mediated signaling pathway; protein K63-linked ubiquitination; tumor necrosis factor-mediated signaling pathway. The record is from RefSeq and is a predicted model, not a curated record. Bases 163 to 1311 code for a protein of 382 amino acids. The transcript is spliced from 7 exons. Gene Ontology annotation, molecular function: tumor necrosis factor receptor binding; ubiquitin protein ligase activity; zinc ion binding. Lineage: Eukaryota; Metazoa; Arthropoda; Insecta; Coleoptera; Tenebrionidae.